Molecule: messenger RNA, 471 nt
Organism: Diutina rugosa
Lineage: Eukaryota; Fungi; Ascomycota; Pichiomycetes; Serinales; Debaryomycetaceae
Exons: 1
Coding region: 1-471 (156 amino acids)
Source: RefSeq, a predicted model, not a curated record
AUGGCCAAACGUAAUCGGAAGAAGAGAAGACGAACUCGACCUCACGCUCAAACUGAGCCCUUUACACCUCAACCGACACCUUAUGGAUAUCCCCCAGGGCCUUCUGGGUCUUCGACGCCUCAUGGGUCUUCCCCAGAACCAUCUGGGUCUCCGACGCCUUAUGGGACUCCACGGAGACGUUCUGGGUCUAGCCCGAGACCUACUGAGCUUCCAAUUUGGUCUCAACCUGGACCUUCAGACCUUGUACCUACUUGGCCUCGACCUGGAGAUUAUAAGGCUAGAAUUCGAACUGCUCCAGUUAUGACUCCAGAAGAGGCUCAAGCCCAAAAGGAUGCUAGCGCCGAGUCCGAAGCAAAAUAUCAAGCUAUGUUGCUUGAUCAACUUUAUCCCCCCUCAGAAAGUGAUGCCGAAGCUGAUGAAGAACACGCAGCCAGAGCCCAAGCCAGUAUUGAGGCCGAAAAUAAAUGCUGA